CAUCACUCGCCAGGCCCUCUCUCGGAGGGUUCUGGUCACUUCCGCCCUUCCCGCCAUUGCUGCUCAGAGCGCGGGGAGCAGAAGGCUCCGCCCUUUGCGGGGGUAGCUUCCGGGUUGGUGACGUCACCGACCGGUGCUGGCGCCCCGUUUGUGCUCUUGGUGUCGCACUUAAGGCUGUGUUCUCUGCACUGUGGUCUAGACGUUCUGGACUCUGUAUUUCAAAUUUAGGUCUAGGAUCAAUUCUGAGUUAAUUUUUGAGAUUUUCUGAGUGUCCAGGGUAUUUCUUUAGAAUGGUGUUUCAGAAACAGUUCUAGAAAAGACUUCUCAGUGGAUUUCAUUUGCUACUUUAUCAAAGGACUGCCAGGAAACUUCAGGAAGUCCUAACUGAGCCGAGAAGACCCUGUUGUAUAGUAGGUGGCACUUUGAGUGUGGCCUUAAUACAGAGAAGUCCAAACAAGAAGCAGUGUUGCUGUCCUGCCUGCCUUCACUUCUUGCUAGUGAGUGCAUCUGUCCCAUUGCCGCUGCUGCUACUGCUGCUGCUGCUGCCACCAUCCUUCACUGACAUUGGAACCCAGCUUUUUGUACUUUCCGGUGUGGGCUGAAGACCAGAAGCUGUCCAGGUGUGCUCUGGGCCUUAGGUGCCAGAUUGAAGGGUUCCAGCCUUGUGGGCGGAGCCUCUCCAUCAUGGAGACUGCCAUUGUUGGACUCUCUAGACCGGAUCAGGACCUGGUGAGCUUUGAGGAUCUGGCUGUGCACUUCACCCAGGAAGAGUGGGAUUUGCUGGAUCCUUCCCAGAAGAGUCUCUAUGGAGAUGUGAUGCUGGAGACCUGCAGGAACUUCACUGCCAUAGGAUACGAAUGGGAAGACCAGAAAAUUGAAGAACAUAAUGAAGAUCCUGAAAUAAAUCUAAGGCAUGUCAUAUCUCACUCUGAAUAUACACAGUAUGAACAUGAAGACUGUGAACAGAAGCCACAGGACUCCAAUUUUCUUACAAGUAUUGAAGGAUGCACGGAAACUCAGACUUCGAGUGGGCCUUCUGUGUGUGAGGUGUGUUUAAAGACCUUUGGACUAUAUCAUCUAACUUAUAAUGGCCAUCACAACUAUGACUACAAGGAAGCUGGAGGAAGCCAGACUGACGAAAAUGAUUAUGAAGGUAAUCAUUGUGAUAAAACUUCCAGUUCCCUUCAAAAACAAGAAAAAAAUCAUACUGGAAAAAAACUCUAUGUGUGUCAAGAAUGUGGUAAAGCCUUUAGGUAUCCCAGUGCCCUCCAAUUACAUGAAAGAAUUCACACUGGAGAAAAACCCUAUGAGUGUAAAGACUGUGGGAAAGCUUUUAGAGGUCUUAGUGCCCUUCAUUUGCAUGAAAGAAUUCAUACCGGAGAAAAACCCUAUGAAUGUAAACAGUGUGGUAGAGCCUUCACGUAUCUCAGUGCCCUUCAAUUACAUGAAAGAAUUCAUACUGAGGAAAGACCCUGUGAGUGUAAACAAUGUGGUAAAACCUUUAGAUAUACCAGGGCCCUCAAAUUACAUGAAAGAAUUCAUACUGGAGAAAAGCCCUAUGAAUGUAAGCAAUGUGGUAAAUUCUUUAGAAGUCACAGGACCCUUAAGUUACAUAAAAGAAUUCAUACUGGAGAAAAACCCUAUGAGUGUAAAGAAUGUGGGAAAGCUUUUAGAUGGCUUACUUCUCUGAAGUUACAUGAAAAAAUUCAUACAGGAGAAAAACCCUAUGAAUGCCAAGAGUGUGGGAAAGCCUUCAGGUGUCAGGCUUCCUAUCAUAGACAUAAAAUAACUCAUGGUGGAGAAACGUUGUAUGAGUGUAAAGAGUGUGGUAAGUCCUUCAUUUACCCCUCUUUACUUCAAGUGCAUGAAAGAACCCACACAGGUGAAAAGCCCUUUGAGUGUAAGCUGUGUGGGAAAGCUUUUAGAUGUCAAUCUUCGCUUCGGUUGCAUGAGAGAACGCACACUGGAGAAAAACCCUAUGAAUGUAAACAUUGUAACAAAGCCUUUUCGAGUUAUAAUUAUCUUCGAUUUCAUGAAAGAAGCCACACUGGAGAGAAACCCUAUGAAUGCAAAGAAUGUGGGAAAACCUUCACACAUCGCUCUUACCUUCGGUCACAUGAAAGAAGACAUACUGGAGAGAAACCGUACCAGUGUGUUCAGUGUGGCAGAUCCUUCAGCCGGCACAGUUCCUUUAAGAGGCAUCAGUCCGUUCAUGGAAUGGAAAACCCGUAUGAAUGUCAGCAAUAUCUACUUCCUUUAUCUCCAUUUCCUUCAAAUGAAUGAAAGAACAGAUACUGGCAACAAACUUUGAAUGUAAGCGUUUCCCCCACUGACAUAAAACCCUUGUGGGAACUAAAGACAGGGAUAAGCCUUUUGUAUGUAAACUGUGGCAUAGCUUUUCAGGGGUCACGGUGUCCUUCGGCUCCAUGAAGGAAUUCACUUUGAACAAAGUUUUUAUUUGUUACUAAUGUGGUGUCACUUGUCACACUUCUUUCAGAGAAGUAAGUUAAUUCCUGCUGGGCAAAUGCCCUAUGAAUGUACAGGAUAUGUUUAGUCUUUCAUUUUCCCCAUUUGCCUUAAAAUCAUGAAAACUCAUAGUGGUGAAAGGUCACAUGUUCACACGUCCUUUCAGCAGCAUAAAUGAACUCAUGAUAGAGAAAAUGUGAGUGGAAGGUGUGUGAAAGCCUUUAGAUAUCAUUGCUCCCUCACAUUCCAUGAGUGACUUGUAUUGGAAAUAGUUUUCCAAGCAAAAAUAAAAGCUGUGAAGUUUUCAAGGUCACAGUUCUUUCAGAAACUUACAGUGAUGGAUGGUGAGCAGUUCUGUAAGUGUGAGGAUUGUGGGAGCUUAAUGGUUGCUGGGAGACGAACAUUUCCUUUACAGUGACUGCCUGGGGCCUUGUAAAUACCCCCAGUUAAACUCGGUGAUUCCUCUAGCACACUUGGUUAGAAUCAUUCUUUGUCCCUGUCUUUGGUGCCCUGUCUGGGACAAAGUUCACUCUCUAGGGACUUCUAAAGUUGGGUUGUAUUUGUGUCAGUGUGAACCAUCGAGAAGGAGGGGAGACUGGCUUAAAGUGAUGUGUUUCUGUGUUGGGUGGGAUUUUGGUUCACUUCAGUUGUCAACUUGAUACACUCUGGAGCCACCUGGGAAAGAAUCUCAGUGCUGAAUUGUCUGGGUUUGGUUAGCUUUUGGGCCCAGCUGUGAGGGAGAACAGAAAGGACAGAGGAGCAUAGCACAGGUGUUCCUUGCUGUCUGCCUUGGGACUGUGGAUACAGUAUGACCUGUGUCAACUUCUGCCACUGUGAUUGGCCCACAGUAAUGGAUUGUAACCUGGAACCAUGAACUAAAAUAAACCCUCUCUCCCCUAAA
Alexandromys fortis (reed vole) is the source of this 3367-nucleotide messenger RNA. RefSeq names its product zinc finger protein 14-like. NCBI's taxonomy places the organism in Eukaryota, Metazoa, Chordata, Mammalia, Rodentia, Cricetidae. Gene Ontology annotation, molecular function: DNA-binding transcription factor activity, RNA polymerase II-specific; RNA polymerase II cis-regulatory region sequence-specific DNA binding. The record is from RefSeq and is a predicted model, not a curated record. The transcript is spliced from 5 exons. Gene Ontology annotation, cellular component: nucleus. The coding region runs from base 685 to 2283 and encodes 532 amino acids. Gene Ontology annotation, biological process: regulation of transcription by RNA polymerase II.